AUUUCACUUUGCUUUCUCUUUUUUAAAAAGCAAUCGCACAGUAUUUUUGGACUCUGCCAUUGUUUAUAUUUGUACAUUUUAAAUCUCAAAGAUAUCUAGUCCCACCACUACUUGAAGUUAUUAAAUUUCGGUAUGUUAAAGUGAAAGUUUUAGACUUCAAGCAACCUUUGAGUUCCAAUUCAGUCUUAUAUUGCUUAUCGUAAGUAUAAGCACAUUUGCAAAAAGUGAACAAAUGUUUCCAUCCUGGCUCAGUCUGUUGCACUGGAAGCCACUGAAAAUGGAGGGACUGCGUCGAGCAGGCGACGGAAUAAAGCCGGUGGAUACCAUUGACUUGACCACAACUGAUGAGGAACGGCCAGUCGUGAGGCUCCUAUCCGAUAGCAACAAUGGCUACUACCUUUGUCCCAUUUGCAAGAGUCUUCUCGAUCAGCCGGUGACCACCACUUGCGGCCACAUCUUCUGCAAGGAAUGCCUGACCACCGCCUUGGAUCAAUUGCAUUACUGUCCGCUGUGCAAGAAGUUCGUAAUGGACUUCUUUCGCAUUUACAUCUAAUUCGGAAGUUCACUUGUGUUCACAUUAAAUAAUUAUAUUUCAAUCAUCAA
This is a messenger RNA of Drosophila sechellia, 603 nucleotides long. Its product is annotated as LON peptidase N-terminal domain and RING finger protein 3. Bases 233 to 553 code for a protein of 106 amino acids. The record is from RefSeq and is a predicted model, not a curated record. The transcript has a single exon. NCBI's taxonomy places the organism in Eukaryota, Metazoa, Arthropoda, Insecta, Diptera, Drosophilidae.